This is a messenger RNA of Gongylonema pulchrum, 438 nucleotides long. The record is from the annotation of a GenBank genome assembly. NCBI's taxonomy places the organism in Eukaryota, Metazoa, Nematoda, Chromadorea, Rhabditida, Gongylonematidae.
AUGACGAGGGAUGAAGAAGGUACUGUAGAAGACUUGGUGCUUCUGCAAGAUGUUACGCACGAUAAUAUUGUUGCAGCCUUACGUAACAGAUUUUGGGAAAUUAACUCUUGGCUUGUUCUAAUUUCUAUUCUGGGCAAGGGCAUUUCCAGAUUUCUGGAAGGCAAAAUUUACACAUAUAUUGGUGAGGUGCUUGUUGCCGUGAAUCCGUACCGGGAUUUGCCAAUUUACGGAAUGGAAACUGUCCAGAUGUACAAAGGGCGCGAAAUUUACGAACGCUCACCACACGUUUUCGCAAUUGCAGACGUAACAUACCGGUCGAUGAAAUGGCACGAGCAUGAUGUCUGUAUUGUCAUAUCCGGUAAAGUACUUCAGGAAAGCUUGUUCCCGGUAUCAUUAACAAAAGCAGACGAAAAAGCACUAAAUGAUGCCGAUGUGUAA